Triticum aestivum (bread wheat) is the source of this 1537-nucleotide messenger RNA. RefSeq names its product GDSL esterase/lipase At5g37690. Gene Ontology annotation, molecular function: hydrolase activity, acting on ester bonds. The record is from RefSeq and is a predicted model, not a curated record. Lineage: Eukaryota; Viridiplantae; Streptophyta; Magnoliopsida; Poales; Poaceae. The coding region runs from base 48 to 1175 and encodes 375 amino acids. The transcript has 6 exons.
UUGUGUGUGUUCUUCGGUCAGGGAGUACUGUACCAAAGCAACAAGCAAUGGCAGCUCUCCGCGCGCUCGUCGUCGGCAUUGCCAUCGUCGCCGCAGCCGCACAUUAUUGGGUCGCCGGUGGCACGGCGACCAAGGGCCCGGUGACGUACGUGUUCGGCGACUCGAUGUCGGACGUGGGGAACAACAACUACUUCCAGCUCUCCCUCGCCAGGUCCAACUACCCCUGGUACGGCAUCGACUACCCCAACGGCGUCGCCACCGGGAGGUUCACCAACGGCAGAACCAUUGGAGACUACAUGGCGGCCAAGUUUGGCAUCCCGCCCCCGCCGCCGUUCCUCUCCCUGUCGUUGGCCGACGAUGACUUCCUCGCCGGCGUCAACUUCGCGUCUGGUGGCGCCGGCAUUCUGAACGAGACAGGCGUCUACUUUGUCGAGUACUUCUCGUUCGACGAGCAGAUAUCGUGCUUCGAGACUGUCAAGAGGGCCAUGAUCGCCAAGAUCGGCAAGGAGGCCGCCGAGGAGACCGUCAACGCAGCGAUGUUCCAAAUUGGUCUCGGGAGCAACGACUACAUCAACAACUUCCUGCAGCCGUUCAUGGCGGACGGCACGACGUACACGCACGACCAGUUCAUCCGCCUUCUCGUCGCCACUCUAGACAGGCAGCUCAAGAGGCUGUACGGGCUCGGCGCGCGGAAGGUGGCGUUCAACGGGCUACCCCCGCUCGGCUGCAUCCCGUCGCAGCGCGUCAAGUCGGCCACCGGGGAGUGCAUAGCCCAGGUGAACAGCUACGCCGUGCAGUUCAACGCCGCCGCCAAGAAGCUGCUAGACGGCAUGAACGCCAAGCUGCCCGGCGCGCAGAUGGCGCUCGCCGACUGCUACUCCGUCGUCAAGGAGCUCAUCGACCACCCGCAGAGAAACGGGUUCACGACGUCCGACACGUCGUGCUGCGGCGUGGACACGAAGGUCGGGGGCCUCUGCCUGCCGGACUCGACGCCCUGCCGCGACCGCAAGGCGUACGUGUUCUGGGACGCGUACCACACCUCCGACGCCGCCAACCGGGUCAUCGCCGACCGCCUCUGGGCCGGCAUGACAACGGCGAGCGCUCCGACUCCGGCUCCUCGCGCCGGCGCGCCCGGGCCAGUCGCGGUGCCGGCGCCUUCUCCUUCUCGUGCUUAAAUAAAGACUUAGACCCACAUUGAUGUUGAUCGAUUUCGCGUCUUUACUUCGGACAGUGUUUCAGUUUUAACUGUGAGAUGGAUGCUUGGUUUCGCUGCUAAUAUCUUAUCAUAAGAUUAAUCCUAUGAGCUCGUAUAGAUUGAGUAUCCCGUGCUCUACUAUGCUCAAAUUAGUUUCUUUUCUGCCAUCGAUGGGACUCCAGCACCCAGCCACUUUUUUAUUUUGAAACGGAUCACCCAGCAACUUCAAUCCUUUGUAUUUUCAGCGCAUUUAGUUUAUUUUCUCGGUAGCCCAGGAACUCCAUGGUACAGCUUUUGAGUGUGGUGUAAAAUUUAUCAAAAAAUAAUGAAAAAUACAUCCUA